Molecule: messenger RNA, 499 nt
Organism: Didymodactylos carnosus
Lineage: Eukaryota; Metazoa; Rotifera; Eurotatoria; Philodinida; Philodinidae
Source: the annotation of a GenBank genome assembly
CUGAAAUCGGUGAAAGCGUCUAUCGUGCCGGUUUCCGGAAAUUUGUGUUUUCAAACUCGCAUGGUGGUAAUCUCGAAAUAACUGAUCUUGUUGCAAGAAGUUUGCGUGUGAGUCACUCAGAUUUUCUGGUAUUUCCUUUGUUAUUUGGAAUUUAAUAAUUGAUGCUACCGAUUAGGGCACAUUCAGAGGAGCAGAAUUCGGUACCAAUGCCGGUGACGCCGAAACGAGCGUGUUGUUGAAAAUCCUGCCCGAUCAAGUUAAAAUGGAUAAAGCAAAAGCCGAACGUCCACCAAAAUUAUCCAAAGAUAGUCUCUUGAGUAUAGAUGAUAAACUAAGCACAGGAGGUAAACUAACAUUUGGGUGGUUAACAAAGGAUUUAAGUCAGAGCGGAGUAAUUGGGGAUCCAACAUCAGCCACAAAAGAGAAAGGGCAACAAAUAUUAGAACUACUCCCUAGUAGAAUCCGCGCUUCAUUGCGCGUCGGUAAUAUUCAGCCAUAG